Messenger RNA from Nematostella vectensis (starlet sea anemone), 4358 nucleotides. RefSeq names its product zinc finger protein 37. The record is from RefSeq and is a predicted model, not a curated record. NCBI's taxonomy places the organism in Eukaryota, Metazoa, Cnidaria, Anthozoa, Actiniaria, Edwardsiidae. The coding region runs from base 263 to 2959 and encodes 898 amino acids. The transcript is spliced from 4 exons.
CCAUGGGCCAUUCAGUGAUACUUCUAAUCACUUGAGAAUGAAAAUAACAACAAAACUUUCAAAGCUUACAGCUCUCUUGUUGUGUGACUGGCAUCAUACUCACAAAACCUGUUUAGGCAUGUAAUUUCAGACUGAAACUGAAAAAAGCUAUUUGCCCGCCCAGAGCCUCGUUGCUUUGCUCGUCACGGCAUUUUGGCUGAGUAUCACUGAACAAGUCUGGAGGCUCUGGUACCCAGAGUAUACAAAUAUUAGACAGCAGAAAAUGAGUGAACCAGAUUCUACUGAAUGGGUUGCAUGCAAAUGCAAGUCUGGAGAGAUACUGUUCUACCACAAUCCUAAGACAGGGGAACAUCUCUGGCCCAUUGAUAAACAAGAAAAUGUAACCAGCGAGGGCCUUGCAAUAAACUCCCAAGUUUUCCUUCCUGGUAUACAGGCUGAUAAUGGUCAUAAUGAUUGUUAUACAUGUAUUGAUGAUGCUGAUGAUGAUAAAGCAGCUAAAAAUGCCAUGACCACUAACGCAACAACGGCUAAAAAGAGAAAGAAAAGAUCCAAGUGGAUUGGGAGAAGACAAAAAGUCAAAAGACGUGCCAGAAAAGUCCCUUCUGGCUGUCAAGAAACUUCUAGCAGCAUAAUUAACGGAAAUGAUGAAGAAUUUGAUGAUGAAAACAUGCACUCAGAAACAAUCAUCACUGAAAACCAAACAAUCAAUGAAGAAACUUCUAGCAGCAUAAUUAACGGAAAUGACCAAGAACAUAAUGAAAGCAUGCACUCAGAAAUAAUUAUCAAUGAAAGCCAAACAAGCAAUGAUGACAGCCAUGAAAAACGUGAGGUUUCUACCAAUAACGACACUGAACUGAAGCAGGGAAAUGAUUCCUCAGAAAAAAUCUGCGCUAUUGAUGUGGAUAAAGUGCCCACUGAUGUGCAAUCUGACGUGAAAACAUAUAGAUCUACUGCUUGUGAAACCGAUAUAAACGGAGUUGAUUCCAUUAACCCUUUGAGCACGUUGCUCAACUGUGCUUUACUUGUAUCUACUGAAGUAAAUGCAGGAACGGCUGACCCAGGUGAUGCAGUCCUUAUUGUCAAGGGAGGAUUAAAGAACUUGGAAAAUAUCUUGAGGUCAUUGAAUUUGCCUAACACUUCUGCUUCUGUUGGCGUAUCUCGUAAAGUUAGCAAUGAAGUUAGCGUAUCUCGUAAAGUUAGUGCAGGGGAUCAUAGGAAAUCUACCGGCAAGAGAAAGAGGCUGGAGCAGAUGUACGAGGAUGACGACCAGGUGAAGGAUGACACCAUGUCAAUUCUAAUAGGCUCCGCUGAGGGUCAAAGUAAGCUUGAAAGCCUUUGUCUCAGCAAGCUUAAGGAAAGAAGUGGUUCAAAUGCUGAUGGCAAGGAUGACAAUUCUGGUUCUCUGAUCAAUUACAACCUGAGGACACCUGAGGAAGUGUGUUAUGGUGAGCCGGCUCCUGGUCAGCGGAGUGCUGCUGGUGCUGCUCAAAGUCAGCUCCUUGAAGCCCAAGCCCUAAAUAAUGAUGAUACCGCCCAAACAACUGAAUCCACGAGGGACAUACACAGUGAUAAUCAAAUGGGUAAAGACAAACUAGAAAAAAACAAGGAUGAUAACUCGGAAACAAGCAAUGCGAGGGGGAUUAUAAAUAAAGAAGUGACAAAACAAAAAUCGAGUGGAAGGCCUUAUUCUAGUCUAUUGUAUCAGAAAAGAAAAAUGCAGACCAAAUAUUGGUGUUUUGGGACAAAACCGCUUCAAAAUUCCUUCUCUCGCGUCAAACGUGAGAUGGAUGGGAACCCUGGACGAGAAAGGCAUCCUAGACGCCAAACUCUCAAGUUUGAAUCGUUUGCUCAACUUCUAGGAUCUUCAGAUGACGAGGAAGGUGAGAGAAGUGAACCUCGCGAUAAGAUUGACUCAUCGAGCAGGUUACAAAGUGGAAGCGAGGCUAUGGGUAAUGAAGACUGUACUACUAGUCAGGGCCUGUUAGAAGCGUCAGUCAACCACGAUCAUAGCUAUUAUUGUGCACCCUCUGGACCCACGUCCCAAACGACUUUUGGGCGUCAAGAUGAUACAGCUAACGAAGGGCCAUACUUUACUAGAACAAGAGCACUAAAGCAGUGCAACAUCAAGAAUUCUCUCCGAAAACAUAAACGAGAAGACGACACAGAAACUAAGCCAUUCCAAUGUCCACAUUGUGACUAUGCAUUCAGAGACAUCUACAAACUGCAAAGGCACCUAUCAGUUCACACCACUGAGAGGACGCACAAAUGCACUAAGUGUCCAGGGAGUUACAAGAGUCUGGAUGCUCUGCAAGGGCAUAUGCGAAGAAUGCACCAGGAUCCUUUCGAAUGCCCCUGCUGCAAUAAGGUGUUCUUGAAGCAAAGACAGUAUUCUCACCACCUGCGGACCCACACCGGUGAACAACCAUACCGGUGUGAUCAGUGUGAUAAGAAGUAUGACAGGGUAAGGAGCCUGACUCUACACAAGAUGAAGCACAGUGGACUAAGACCUCACAAGUGCACUGUGUGUGAACGUGGUUUCUACACUAGCGAUUCCCUUGCCAAUCACGUGCGCGUCCAUACUGGUGAGAAACCCUUUAAGUGUGAAUUCCCAGGAUGCUCCAGGGCCUUUGGUCGGAGGACGAAUAUGUGGAUUCACAGUAAGACGCAUUCCACUGUACGUCCGUUUAAGUGCUGGUGUGGCAAGCGCUUCAAGGCCAAGCAAUCUCUUAGGGUACACGAGAAAACGCAUUCUGAUGCGCGACCGUACGUGUGCGAAAAGUGCGGGAAGAGUUUUAAAAGGAGAAAUAGCUUGUACGUGCACUCGUUCACACACGAGGCGGGAAAUCACGAGUGCGAGUUCUGCAGCAAAGUGUUUAAUCGUGCCGAUAAGGUUAAGCAGCACAUGAGUAAGGUGCAUCGUCGCAAAAUUCUCCGUCGCCGGGUAAAUAAUGAAGCUUAAAUGCCAAGACUACUAAAACUAUAUUAACGGUUAAAAGGCACAAGUGUGUAUCAGGUACAUUUGUGAGUUAACUGUAAACGUGGAUAUGUUGUGAAUUGCGCGAAAAUAAAAAAAGACAUCGGGGAAAUGGAAAAGCAACCCCUUAUAAAUGUUUUGGACAAAACUUCGGAAUGGAACGCGAAAAUUGGUGCGCCACAUUCACCUUACAGUAUGUGGGAUGUGGUCAAACGUGCAAAAAUAGGCUGGGACGAUAUGACUAUCGACGGACACGUUCAAUUAAGGUUGACUAUAAGAAAACGGAAAAUGAUGAAUGCCAAACGCCACUGGUUAGGGAAAAGAAGUCUUGUACGAGGCCCUUGUAAUGAAUGAAACGCAUUUUCAAUACACUAAAACAUUGUUAUUGGCGAAAAUUUGUUUCAUUUUCCAUUUUCUUAUAGACAAACUUAAUUGAAAUAGGUGUAUAUAGAAUGGGAAAACAAUAGUGUGUUACAUCUGCCAUUUGCUCAAUCUCUGAAGAAAAAAAACAAAUUUCAGACGAGAGUUCACUAUGGCAUCACGCUAGCACGCUUAAGACUUCUUUGUAGAAUUGAGUGGAUUGCCCGUAGUGUGAAGCAGACCAAAGAAACUUUAUAGUCUUUGGUAUGAUACUUCUUUGGGGGCACAAGGCGUACAGCGUAAAAACGAAAGCAUCGCGAAAAUGAGGAACGAGGAAAAGAUGGGGGCCAAAAACGAUUAAAAUAUAUGGGUAGAUUUUCCAGGCUACUCCUCCUUUCUAUAUUUAAUCGUUCUUGGUUACCAAGAAUUAUACAACGCACUGAAUCCAGUGUUUUGUAAGCAAAAUAUUUUUUUUUACAGGAAUUCAAACGUAUAUUAUUUUUUUUUUCAUAGCGUGAAAUGUUUCUAAAGUAUUUCUGUUUCCAUUGUUUCUAUUAGAAACGUAAAUUAAGUUGUUAAAUAGCUUUUAAUAGUUUGGUUUGGAAUUCCACUGUUCCCGCUGUACAGAUACUAAUGAAGCAUAGAGAUAUGUGAGCGGGUUUCAGGCGAACCGAUCUUGGGUACCAGCGAGAUCACAACAUUUGCCUUGUUAUAUUCUAAACGUAAAAUUUUUCUCAACGCACCGAAUUGAUGCUUUCAGUGUGCAUAGUGGAAUCCAAAACUGUUCGCGCAUUCUUGAUCUCUAGGUUGUCAGGACAACCAGGGCACUGGUCGUACAAUACUACACUGUUAUCAGCGGAAAUCAUAAAAUAGCGUCCUUUUAGAAUGCAACUGCUAACAUGUGCUCUAUAUUUAUCGUACUAUAUUAAUAUUUAUUGUACUGACAAUCUAGCUCUAAGGGAGAGAUAUUUAAUAAACACUCCCUAAAGAUUAUUAUAAUAAAGUACGCUUUGCAAGUUUUGCA